CACCGAACAACAGGGGCAUUACUCAGAGCUCGUCCUUCGCGUCGCUCGCGCCGACGAACUCCGGCUGGGGCCGCCAGUCCGACGCGUUCGGUUCGUGGUGGCCCCAGAACUCGACGACCACCACGUCGCGCCGGCCGCGCGACACGUGGGACACGCCGUGCGGCUUCGCGCUGUCGACCAGCACGCCCCCGAACAGCGGCAGCUCCAGCUCGACGUGCCCCUCCAGGAGGAAGUGCCCCCCCUCGAAGUCCUCCCCCGGCCGCGACAGCAGCAGAAUCAGCGUGUAGGUCGAAUGCGCGUCGCGAUGCAGGUCCAUCCGCCCGCGCUGCGAGUAGACGAUGCGCUCCGCCGAGCGGAUGCGCAGCGACCUGCGCGGACGUCGACCCCGCGGUCGGGGCGGGGCGCCCGCGGAAGACCGAGCGCCGGCGGCGACCCGGGGUCGACGGCGAAGUGGCCCGCCGCCGCGAACGCCGCGAUCGCGUAGAGCCGCUCCGUCAGCUCCGGCGCGACGCGCUGCAAGUACCACCCCAGGGCCCAGACGAGCGAGGCGCCGGAGUGGUCGUGGAAUGGCCGCUCCGCCGGCUUGCGGUCGGGGCCCCAGCGCGCCACGCAGUCCGCGAGCGCCGUCAGCGCGGCGACGUCGUCGGCCGACAGGGCCGCGGGGACCUCGACCGCGCCCGCCGCGACGACGCGCCGCGCCAGGGCCGGCCGCCGGUUCACCGGUCGGUGCGAGAAGGGCGCCCAGCACUUCCUGAUCUUCGCCAGGGCCGCGUCGAGGCACGCGUCGGUCACGCACGGCCGCUUCGGGUUCCGGUCGUGAUUCCGACUGUGGUACCACUCGUGGCGCGUCUCGGCGAACGCGUUGGCGGGCGCCUUUCGCUUGGGCUCGCGCCGCGCGGCCGCCCACGCGGCCGCGAUCUCGUCGCGCGACAGGGGCAUCUGGCCGGCCGCGUAGGCCGCCGCGACGACGACGCGCCACGGCGUCACGCGGGAGACGUGCAUGGCUUGGGACGAGGCGCAGGAAAGCUCGCUGGACGCAGCGCGCAGCAGGGGCACAGUAAUCGUAUUCCGCUGGGCUGAGGCACGCCUUUUUACCUGAUUUUGGCCCGGGGGGCUGCCCCGCGUACAGCCGCAGACGCGUGAUUGCUCCGACGCACGCCGUAGACGCCGGGCGGCGGGCGGCCGAGGGCACACGCUUGCUAGUGUCUUA
Messenger RNA from Pelagomonas calceolata, 1210 nucleotides. Lineage: Eukaryota; Pelagophyceae; Pelagomonadales; Pelagomonadaceae. The record is from the annotation of a GenBank genome assembly.